Panicum virgatum (switchgrass) is the source of this 1171-nucleotide messenger RNA. RefSeq lists its product as uncharacterized. Bases 1 to 939 code for a protein of 312 amino acids. The transcript has 2 exons. The record is from RefSeq and is a predicted model, not a curated record. Lineage: Eukaryota; Viridiplantae; Streptophyta; Magnoliopsida; Poales; Poaceae.
AUGGCCGCCGCGAGAAGGCUCUCGGAGCUGCUGCAGGAGCAGCAGGAGCCCUUCCUCGUCGAGGCCGCCAAGGCAAGGCGGCCCCGGCGUGGCCGUGGCGGAGGCGGCGGAGGUGAAGGAGGAGGGCCGGGCUGCUGCCCCGCCGCCGCGUGCCGGCGGCUGCUCAGGCUGUGCAACCACGGGUUCAAGAAGCGGAAGAGCGGCGCCGCGGGCGUCGGGAGCGGCGGCCUGCGGUCCGCUCUGAGCAAGGUGCUGUGCGGCCGGGCCAUGCGCCGGGUGCUGCGCUGGGAGGAUCUCGGCGCCGGCUGCUUCACAGGGGCGGGCGCCGGCUGCGGCCGCGAGUUCCGCCGCCUGCGCCGCUCUCUCGGGGACAGCGGCGAGUGCGACCCUCGCGCCAUGGUGUUCGCCGCGGAUGACGCGGAGGAGGAGGAGCGGAUGGGGUGGAAGGCCGACAUGGACGUGGACUCGUCGCGGCAGCUCAGCCCGGUCUCCGUCCUCGAUCUGCACUCCGACGACGACGAGGAGUCGCCGGUGCAUUCUCACUGGGAGGACGAGAAGCCAUCGACCUCCGGGAGCUCGCCACCCUCCGAAUCUUUCCUGGGUCCGGCGUCCCCAUGCUUCAGCUUCAGCUGCAACCUCCACGACAAGUUCUGCGAGAUGGAGGUGGACGAACCCGAGGAGGAGACGGACAGGGCCGGCAGGUCCAUAGAGGAGCAGAUCUCGUCGUGGGAGAAGAUCGCGGGGGACAUCUCGAGGAUCCCCGCGAUGAUGGAGCUGGACCUGUCGCGGUCCGUGCGGCAAUGGCGGGAGACGGAGCCGGAGGUGAGGGAGAUCGGCGCCAGGAUAGAGACACUCAUCUUCGAGGACAUCAGGAGCGAGACCGUCUGCGACAUGCUCGCCUCGCAUUGUACAUUGGCAGCAGCAGCAACACCUUGUUGAUCGGAGAGGAAGAGACCGGGGAGGGUUUGUCAAAAUUUAGUAGAGGAUGUGUACAAUUUGAGGCUGGCUUGAUGUGGAAUUCUUUUUCCCCAGACUCCAAAGCCUUGGACUGGCGGUCUCUUUCCUGCAUUGGGUUCCAUGCUGUUUAUAAUUUUGCAAAUAUGAUAUUGGUUGCAAAAGGACAAGCUUUAAUCUUUUGUUAACACAGCAGCAGGUGAAGCCCGGGACUAAA